AUGGUUAUGGAUGGUGGUGCUGUGAUGGUGGAUGCUCGAGAAAGUGAUUGGUACGAGUUAGAAGGGCCUGAGCUCACUGUCUCCCGCUGGGCCGGAGACUCUUUGAUACACUUUGUGGAUGGGUUGUCUGAGACUUGCGUCUCCGACCCUGUUUUGGUUCGUAUACACCACUAUAGGAUCUAA
Messenger RNA from Marasmius oreades (fairy-ring Marasmius), 183 nucleotides. RefSeq lists its product as uncharacterized. The transcript has 2 exons. NCBI's taxonomy places the organism in Eukaryota, Fungi, Basidiomycota, Agaricomycetes, Agaricales, Marasmiaceae. The coding region runs from base 1 to 183 and encodes 60 amino acids. The record is from RefSeq and is a predicted model, not a curated record.